Tarenaya hassleriana is the source of this 1100-nucleotide messenger RNA. RefSeq names its product agamous-like MADS-box protein AGL80. The transcript is spliced from 2 exons. The record is from RefSeq and is a predicted model, not a curated record. NCBI's taxonomy places the organism in Eukaryota, Viridiplantae, Streptophyta, Magnoliopsida, Brassicales, Cleomaceae. Gene Ontology annotation, molecular function: RNA polymerase II cis-regulatory region sequence-specific DNA binding; protein dimerization activity; DNA-binding transcription factor activity, RNA polymerase II-specific. The coding region runs from base 397 to 891 and encodes 164 amino acids. Gene Ontology annotation, biological process: positive regulation of transcription by RNA polymerase II.
GAUCACGCAUUUCGUCGAUCUUCAUAGUCACCGGUCGUCCUAUCGCUUCGACGGUGGAACCGAGGUCGGCGGCUUCCACGCGGAUGCAGUUGGAGAUGGAUAAGAACCGAGUCUCCGAUGUCGAAUGUGUCCAGUCGCCAGCCAGCAUGUGACACGUGUGAACCUGAAGGCUCCUGUAUAGGAAAUCCUCAUGUUUACUGGGUAUAUUUAGCUAUGAACGCUUAUAUCUGUAUUUUCCACCUCCUUUCUAUACUCGGAAGGACCGUGCGGCCCACGGUAUCGAGCUCGUAAUCAGUCUAUAUAAGAUUCUCUUUCACGGGUCUUGGAACACACACCUGAACACCUUUUCAAUCAUCAUCCUCAGUCUGCAGGGCUCUUUUUUUUUCAGUUUGUGAAAUGGGAAGGGGAAAGUUGAAUCAUGAACUGAUCCGCAAUGGAUCCAUUCGUCGUGUUACAUUCAAGAAAAGGAAAGUUGGGUUGUUCAAGAAGCUCUCUGAGUUGACCAUUCUCUGUGGCAUCCCUGCCUGUGCUAUCAUCUACAGCGACUACAACGACGAUGAGGCAGAGGUAUGGCCAAACCGGCGUGAGGCUAAUGCUAUUCUGGACAGGCUCCACAGGCUCCCAACAGCGAAACAGACCAAGAACAUGCUGGACCAGGGGGGAUUCCUUCAGAAGAUGAUUGGUAAAAUGGAGAGAGAGCUGGAGAGAGAGCAGAAGAAGAACCGUUGCUACGAGCUGGGGUUGGUUGUCUUCCACAAUGACCUGAUAGAUGCUGAUUAUUCGGAGGAGCUUGCCGUGGCAGCCCGUGUGCUGGAGCAGAGGAUCAAGGCCGUCACUGAGAGGGUGGAAGCGGCCAUGGCCGUAAACAGUCUUUGCCUGAUGUCCGCCUAGCCCCUUCAUAUACAGCGGUUUCUAUCUGCUUGUUUUUUAUUUUCCUCUUUUUUUCUUUUAAAGGAGGGAAUUCAAUGGGUUGCUUGUGGUUUCUGUGAUCCUUGUUGCCAUUUUCCCUUGGAUUGAACAUGUAGCAUGCCAUGUCUCUCUAUAUUUUUAUCUGUGUGAUAGACAAAUAACUAAAAGAAGGAGCUUUGUUUUUCCCCUCA